Molecule: messenger RNA, 2220 nt
Organism: Fibroporia radiculosa
Lineage: Eukaryota; Fungi; Basidiomycota; Agaricomycetes; Polyporales; Fibroporiaceae
Exons: 8
Coding region: 1-2220 (739 amino acids)
Biological process (GO): DNA-templated transcription; regulation of transcription by RNA polymerase II
Cellular component (GO): chromatin
Molecular function (GO): zinc ion binding; RNA polymerase II cis-regulatory region sequence-specific DNA binding; DNA-binding transcription factor activity, RNA polymerase II-specific
Source: RefSeq, a predicted model, not a curated record
AUGCUCGCCCCCGUCCCCGUCCCCGUCCCCGUCGCCAACGCCCCUCUCGCCGAUCCCCAGACAUCCCUCAGUGUGGCUGAGAUUGCGGAAGAACUCAAGAGGGACACGACAUCUAGAAUGCGCAACCACAGGGGCAACGUCCCCUCAGUCCCCCAGACCAAGACAUGUCCCCUAUGUCCCGCCAAAUUCACAAGAACAACGCAUCUGAGCCGACAUUUGCGGACUCAUACGAGGGAGAAGCUUCACGAAUGCGAUGGGCAGCGCGACCCGCUCCCGGCGCAAAUCCUGUCAGUCAUGUGCCGACUCCAAGGCGCGACGUCUUCUCGCGUAAAAGCUCAGUCCGUCAAGACGGGCGACCGCCUUUCCAAAGUGGACGAUCUGGAGGCCGACUUGCUCGCCAUCCUAGCCGCUCACCCGCCCACUGCGGCUGCCCGAGGGCAGGAUCGACUUAUGUCUCCGUCGACUCUUCCCCGAGACUACCUAGAGUCGCUCCGAGCAUCACUCGCCCGGGAUCCUAGGUCCCCGGCUGCCGAUUUUGGUGGUUCCCUUCCAUCAAGAGGUAGCGUCGACUUCUCAAUUGCCAGUAGCUCAAUGUUCGCGCAGAUCGACCAGACCCCCCUUCCUCCCCAGGGCAACAGCAUGUUCGCAAAUGACAUCUUCCAUGGUCUCAUGGACAACGUCUUCGCACCGUCCCAAAUGAUGUUCCCCCCGACGUCGAGUGCGUGCCAUAAAGCCGUACCAUUAGAAGGCGAAUGGGGUGCUAUGAACAGCGCGUUUAACUCCGAUUUCUCUUUUCAUAUUGGGCCAACUACUGCGGCGCCGAUCCCGGAAGAGGUGUUUCAAAUACCAACCCCAGUGACCGUGCCAAGCAGUUCCUCUGGAUCUGAGACCGCUGGGGUUAGCGAUGCUAGUUCGCCAGCUACAACUACGACUGUGGCUCACGGUGGCCCUUCACCUGUGGAGCUGCAGACUUACCUUGGUUUAUUCUUCUCCGCGUAUCUCCCCAAUAUGCCAAUUAUUCAUGCGCCGACGUUUGACUUGGACAAGGGGUCGCCCAUAUUGCUGGUCGCCAUGCAAGCGUGUGGUGCUUUGUAUGUGAAGACGCGUACAGCUAUCUCGUUCAUUGACUCUGCUCUUGCUCGAGCAAGGGACGAACUAGUUGUGGAGUUUGCGAAAGCGUCAACGGAUUUGCAACAUCAAAUCUGUCUUGCACUUGCUGUUGAUUUAUUCCAGACUCUUGGGUUGUUCCAUCAAAGUCCUGAACAACGCGCAUUCUCCAACGUCUAUCAUGGUAUGCUGGCGAUGAUGAUUCGCCUCAAUGGGUUUGCAGAGAGGAUUUCAACAUGGGAAUCCCCUGAUAACAUUGAUCCAUCGAAUGCGUAUCAAUCAUGGCGGGAGUGGGCGAUGCACGAGACAGCUAAGAGGGCCCUCGCCGUAUCAUAUUUGCACGACUGUUGUCACUCCAUUUACUUUAACCUGCGACCUACCUAUAUCACAUCCGAGUUCGACAUGCGUCUCCCGUGCGAGAACGCAUUAUGGUCCGCGUCUACUGAGGAGGAAUGGCUAGCCAUCCUUAGACAGCCCUCGCCAUAUGGUACCACGUCACAACGUUUAUGCGGGCCUCCGCUUCAGGCGAGCUACGCCCGUUUGGCGGACCCCAGUGGCUCGCUUUCGCCACUAGUGCUUAGCCCAUGGUCACAUAACAUUGUGAUACACAUGAUUCUACGCCAGCUGUUCGAGGACUUCCUCGAGGCGCGACUGCCAGAGCUGGGGACCCAAAACGCACUAUCGGGGUCGAGCAAGAAUUAUAUUAGCCCGGAGAAGAUCCUCUCACUACAACUGACGCUGCAUCAAUGGCUACAGAGUUGGCGGAGCUCACCAGACUCGCCACGGUACUCUGAGCUUGAACCGCGGUUUAUGGACCAAGCAUUGCCGUACUACUGGCUUGCGCAAGUGGGUAUCCUGGCAUACCAGGAGCGAUUACCUCCGUUCAGCGCGAAGACGACGUUCCUCGUUUCGGGCGACGCGAAAUUCCGACUGAUGAAGAAGUGGGAGCGGCAUAUCCGCAAUUUUUUGAAGCGGGGCGCACGAGAGCCGACACUGUUUUUGGACGAGCUCGUCGCGCAUCGCUUAAAGAAGUGGGAGGCAGAUGCGUGUGACGGUGUGGACGACGAAGAGGACGAGGGAAUCAAUUUGCUUGGGUUCUUCCCCGCAUUCUGA